UGUAGUGUCUAGCCGGCAAUGACCACAGUCGAAUGCCAUAAACCGUGUAAACUGUAAAAGUGCGCUCGAUCUGUCCAUCCCCGAGUUGCGCAUGGUCCUUUCCCGCCGCGCACCGGCUUUGUGUGCCGCCUCCGUUCGUCGUAAGUCGUGCGACGCAUACAAUUAUCCUCGUGUGUUAUUAUCUACCAACGAAAGUGUAAAUAUCAGAUGGCGCGCGUAUUUUGUGCGUGAUAGAACGGAAUAUUUGAUUCAAUUUUUGAUUCCAACGCGUUUUGUGAACAAUACUCGACAUUAAUUUAUAAUCAACAGGUUCGCACGAAGGAAACGGGUUAAAGUAUGUGUAUUUACCCGAUUACAUUCUCUGGUUAACCGUGGGAGUGUGAGGAAUGAAUAGUUUUGAGUUAAAGUAUUCGUUAGCAAGCUAAGAUUUAAAACUUUAAUAUUGCGUGGUAAGGAUGACGCCCACAUUGUGUCGGUGCGUGUAACAAUGCCGUUGGGCACCUCGCCGCCGCCGGACGCUCCAGUUGAGAUUCCGAUGGAACCGAUGGGAAGAUACAAGCAAAAUGGAAAUGGUACAAAUCACACGCAUACCAGUUACACUUCUCAGACGCUGUGUCCAUCCGCAUCCUACACGAAUAACCUUGCCUGUGAAUUAGGUGGUGUUGCAGGAACUGAAAGUCCUGCCGGUCCAACCAAGAAGAGUCUCUACGAAAACAAUGGGGUCGCCGCGUGCUCUCAGAAGCGUGCACUCUUCAUCGCCACCGUCGUUUUCGCUCUGCUCUUCCUCACGUCGGUCAUCAUCGCAUAUACAGGUCCACAAAGCGACUGCACGUGCGCCGGGGAGAAACCCCCUAAUUUCGUCGACGAGGAUUGGAACGUGACGAAAACGUUCGUCCCUCGCGCGACGAACGGCCAAAUAUUCCCAUGGAACAACGUUCGUCUUCCCCCUUAUAUCAAACCGACCCGCUACAAUAUUACCAUUCACCCGAAUCUCACCACGCUCGAAGUAAAAGGUCAAGUUUCCAUAGAAUUUCACGUAGAAAAAGAUACUCACUUUAUUGUUCUGCACAGUAAAAACCUUUCUAUCACUGAUAAGAUGAUACAGGACCGAAAAGGACACAACUUAAGGAUAACUAAGAUGUUGGAAUACACCGGUGCUCAACAAAUUUAUAUAGAGAUUAAGGAUAAAUUUCGUAAACGCAACAAUUAUACAUUAAAUAUUAGAUACACGACAAAACUAGGGAUGGAUUACGAGGGCUUCUAUGUUUCUACUUAUACCAACGAAAAUGGGGAUACCAGGUUCCUGGCGACGACUCAUUUUGAGCCGACGUAUGCCCGAGCGGCCUUCCCUUGCUUCGACGAGCCGCAACUCAAGGCGAAAUUCAAAAUGUCCAUAUUUCGGGACCGUUUCCACAUAGCGCUGUUCAAUAUGCCGGUUGUGACCACCGAAGAUGUUGGCUUUUACAUGGGUACUGGUUUGCUGCGUGACGAUUUUAAAGAGUCCGUUGAGAUGAGCACUUAUUUGGUGGCUUUCGUAAUCUGCGAUUACGAACACGUGAAUACUAACUCCGAUCGUGGCUUUCCCGUCACCGUUUACACACCGCCAACUUUUACUUCCCAAGCGUUCUUUGCCCUUAAUAUUACCACGCAUAUUAUGGAUUAUUACGCUGAUUUUUUUAUGGUGCCAUAUCCAUUACCCAAACAAGAUCUUGUUAUAAUACCCGACUUUGCAACGGGUGCAAUGGAGAAUUGGGGAUUGAUCACGUUCCGUGAGUCUUCCUUGCUCUUUGAUCCCGUGGAAACCUCAACAGCUGCACAUCAAAGCAUCGCAGUUAUAAUCGCGCACGAGCUCGCACACCAGUGGUUCGGCAACUUGGUCACGAUGAAGUGGUGGAACGAUUUGUGGCUGAACGAAGGAUUCGCCAGCUUUUUGGAGUAUCUUGGCGUCGAUAAUCUUUUCCCCGAAUGGAAGAUGAUGGAACAGUUCAUUGUAGAUAAAACGCAGCCAGCGUUAGCUUUAGACGCGCUUUCCAGCAGCCAUCCAGUGUCCGUACCUGUUCAUGACCCGAAUGAAAUCGAAGCUAUUUUUGAUACAAUCUCCUUCAGCAAAGGUGCCGCCAUUUUGCACAUGCUGGGGAAGUUUCUCCAACAGGAAACUCUUCAAAACGGUCUCAAUGAUUAUUUAAACACGUAUAGAUUUAAUAACGCCGACACCAAAGAACUUUGGAAUGUGUUCAGUAGAAAUACAAAUCAAUCUCUAGAUGUUAAGCUAAUUAUGGACACAUGGACACAACAAAUGGGUUUUCCAUUAAUUACGAUCACACGUGAGGACAACGAAAUAAUAGCAACUCAGGAACGUUUCCUUCUAACAACCGAAGGUGUCAAUAGCACAGCAAGAUCAAUGCCAAAAUCCAAACACGAGUACAAGUGGUACGUGCCAUUAACAUACAUCGCCGACAAUGAUACCGAAUGUGUUUAUAACGUCUGGAUGAAUAUGUCCGAUGUGCGAUUUGAAAUAGACCCGGAUGUGAAAUGGAUCAAAGCUAACGUCAAUCAAUCAGGUUUCUAUCGAGUGAUGUAUGAUGAUGCCAUGUGGGCGGCUAUUAUCAACACUUUGCGUAAAAAUCACACCGUGUUCAAUGCUGCCGACCGCGCGAGUCUCAUCGACGACGCGUUCACUUUAUGCAGAGCUGGAUUACUGAACGCGACUGUCCCGUUGGAGAUGUCGCUGUAUUUGAUCAACGAACGGGAUUACGUUCCGUGGGCAACCGCUAUUGAACACUUUCAAUCAUGGAGUCGCAUUCUCUCUGAAUCCCUGUCAUACAAACUCUUUUUACAGUAUAUGCGGAAAAUUAUGACACCAGUUACGAAAUUCGUUGGUUGGAAUGAUAAGGGACCUCACCUCAAAAAAUUAAUGCGAUCAAGCAUUUUAUCCACUGCCGUUUUGUGCGAAAUCAACGACACUGUUUCGCAAGCAAAAACCGUCUUUCAAAACUGGAUGACUAAAAAUGAAACUGUUCCCUCCGAUUUAAAGGAAGUUGUAUACACGGCUGGUAUUAAAUAUGGCGGAUUGGCGGAAUGGCAGCACUGCUGGGACACUUACAACACGACCAAAGUCGCUAGCGAGCGCAAAUUGCUCCUGAAGGCAUUGGGCGCCGCGUCUGAUCCUUGGCUCCUGCAACGGUACUUACUGGAGACGUUGGAACGCGACAUGGUUAAACCACAAGAUGUGAAGAUUGUAUUGGCGGUUGUUUCCGCCAAUCCUGAAGGUCGAUUGCAUGCUUGGCGACAUCUUAAGGCAUAUUGGCCGACAAUGCAGUCGCUGUUCGGCAACGCCACUUUCAUGAUGGGCGGCCUCAUAUCAGCCGUCACCGCACACCUGUCGACACCUUACGAUUACUACGACGUGUCUACCUACUUCAAAGGAAUGCAUGUGGGUUCGGCAUCGCGCGCACUGGAGCAGAGCCUCGAAACGAUCAAGUUGAACAUCAAUUGGGUGACGCAGAACCAGGCGGAAAUCUACAAAUGGUUGCGUAAUUACGUCAACCAGUAGUGUGGUCCAAAUCGCAUCAAUUUUCUACACCAAAUCGAAUUCUACCUACAAUGCAUUCGAUACGAUUCGCCAGCAUAAUUAUUUCGCUCGCGCUCGAUUCGAGUUUCUCGUUUACUUAUCGCAUUCAAUAGUUUCCUAUGAAUAAUUAACUACAUACUUCCUAAUUUCGUCCUUUCAUAGAAACGCCAGUGCAGCGUGCAAACAUUAAAACAAUGACUGCGCGCACCCGGCUUCGAUGUGGAAUCUAUUCACAGGCAAUGCAAAUAGUCAAAGUCAACGUUAACAUGACGUAACGAGACAAUGUUUGCGAUUUCGUCGAUUCAUUUACAACUUUUGUGAUACUCGGUUUAUUUGCUCACUUGUUUAUGUAAAUGUUUAAAUGUGAAUUUUCCAUAUUGGAUGAUACCCUUAUUAACUGCAUAAGUAACCAUGCUAUUUCUGUAUUUAUAAAGUAAAUGUUUUGUCGAUGUCAAUAAGUAACAAGGCCCUUAGAAGACGACAUAUGGUAUGUUCAAGGUGACCAAUUACUAUUCGCGAUGUAAAAACUGUUGCACAAUGAUACGACUUCUUCAUAGACUACGUACCGUACGUAGUGUAUGCGAGCCUUGUAAGAGCCUUGUUCAAAUAUUUAUUUUUGUAUAUUAUAGACAAAAUAUGUCAGAAUAUCUUGCUAUACAUAUGAGUAUGUAAAACAUUCCUAACAAAUAUCUCUCUAAAAAAGAUAGAAAAUGAAUUCGUAAUUGUUGUUCACGCGUCUGUGGCCUGCGUUCGCGCGGACAACAUUUUUUUAUACUACUGCUGUAUUUUUAUGACAAAGCCAUGGCAUCAGAUCGUAUGAAUGAACAUGAAAAUAUAUAAAAUGUCAGACUCCAA
Messenger RNA from Dalotia coriaria, 4426 nucleotides. Its product is annotated as endoplasmic reticulum aminopeptidase 1-like. NCBI's taxonomy places the organism in Eukaryota, Metazoa, Arthropoda, Insecta, Coleoptera, Staphylinidae. Gene Ontology annotation, cellular component: cytoplasm. The record is from RefSeq and is a predicted model, not a curated record. Gene Ontology annotation, biological process: peptide catabolic process; proteolysis. Gene Ontology annotation, molecular function: zinc ion binding; peptide binding; metalloaminopeptidase activity. The coding region runs from base 488 to 3553 and encodes 1021 amino acids. The transcript is spliced from 16 exons.